Molecule: messenger RNA, 2342 nt
Organism: Dacryopinax primogenitus
Lineage: Eukaryota; Fungi; Basidiomycota; Dacrymycetes; Dacrymycetales; Dacrymycetaceae
Exons: 16
Coding region: 1-2154 (717 amino acids)
Source: RefSeq, a predicted model, not a curated record
AUGGACGCCCAGCGUCCGUCCCCGCUGUCUUCGUUGAUCACUAUCAUCCUAAUAUUCUUUCUCAUGAGUGGAACUGGCCCGGACCCCGCAGUGCACUUGCGAUUGCUCGAAGCCUUAAAAGCUCGAACAAGAGAAUUAGAUGAGUUCACCGCAUAUGUCAAUAGUACCGAAUCAAAUUUCACUUUCGCCUCGCCUCCACCAGCAUCUGUGCCUCCUAUGCUCGCCCACAUAUUACCAGAAACACCACUCCCCAAUUCAGGAUUCUCCUAUCAUAACAACAUAACUGGAUUUCUUCGCUCUCCGGCAAUCACCUACAACUUGUCAUCAAUAGCCGACAAUCUUCCUUGGGCUUCCGAGGCACAGGAGUUGUUUGAGCAAGUAAACGUUACUGAAUCGCAGAUACUGAAAGAGGAGUAUAUUUGGAACUGGAAUGGGAAGGGAAAGGUCGCAUUGAACAUAAAAGAAGAGAAGAGCGAGGAUGACAUGACCUUCGUUCACGGACAAUUGGAUGUGACGUCGCCAGCGGAGUUUACAGCGUCCUAUUCGAUAGAAGGUGUCCACUUUCCUCUGAACGGGACACUAUACGCCAUCGCAUCUCCCGUGGGGCGAUUUGUUGACUUGCGCCAACUGCCCCCAUUAUUACCUCAAAACGUUCAAAACUCGACAUCUUGGGCUAUUGUGUAUGAACUGAAGCGUCGCUUAAAGGAGCUAAAGAAUCUUGCGAACUCCCCCGGCAUGUCUGAACCCAUGCCGCCCAUACAACCUACAUCUUGUCCCCUAGCACUAUACCUUCGCCUUGCGCCUUCGGCAUUGCCGUUGCAUGCAAUGCUAGAUCUUGAGCGCGAGUCACGAGAUCCCACUGGCGAGAAUACCUACCGCACACAAGCAAUUAAAGGGAAGGCAGCGCUUGUAAGUUGGAAGUGCGGCGUUGUCGUUGUCUUGGAUGAUCUGGGUGGACUCAAGGCUGACCGAUUUUGGAGGAAAGCAACUACCUAUGCAUCGCUUGCAUCCAUUGUGUAUCUGACAUUACUCAUUCUGCUUGUUCGGCAAAUGGAGAGCACCCGGACACCUGCAAGUAUAUCCAAAUUAUCGAGGUGGUCUUUCGCUAUUCAAGCUGUUGGCGAUGCGUACUCCUUCGUCUGCCAUCUCACGAUUGGCAUUGUGAGUGACAAUCGCGCAUCUCUCUCUUUGAUUGCCCCAGGGUUCUUGGCCGCAACCUUGUUCUUGGUCUUCGAAGUCCGAUACGCAACUCUGAUACACCGUAUACAAGCUCCCGAAGAUGAUGCGGUUCAAGCAGCGGCGCAGACUGCUGCUGCUGCUGGGCCGUCGGCACCGGCACCGGCCCCUCGUCAGACAUCAGAGCUCCCCCUUCCUGUCACAACUGGGCCUGCAGAAGGCGCACUAAUUGUACCCACGAACCCCACAGCAAAUGCUCAACCAACGACUCGCCCGUCCAUCAGUGGCCUGUUCCGUCAAACCUUACUGUGGCGCGCCGUCAACUCAAUUACAGACCCGGAAUCAAAGUUUUGGGCUCUCCUCCUCUUGUCCUUCAUUUUCCUCGUUCAGGCAACUUUGUCCCCUUCACUCGUUCUUUUCGCCGUUGGUGCUUUGUACUCCUUCUGGGUACCCCAAAUCGUGCGAAAUGCUCGGCGGGGAACCCGGAAAGCGUUGAGCUGGACAUACGUCAUUGGCACAAGUUUGGCACGGCUCUCUUUCGUGCUUUAUAUAUUUGCAUGCCCUCGGAACGUCCUAUUCGCUGAACCGACUGAAUGGGUCUGGAUCGUGGUUGCUUGGGUGACGUUCCAAGUUGUUGUUCUGUUCGGUCAAGAGUUCUUCGGCCCAGCCUUCUUCCUUCCCCGAAGUUGGACAGCCACACAACCGUACGACUAUCAUCCUCCUCUUUCACCUGCGGAUGCCGAAGCACCAGAGAAGGCUUUGGGUGACUGCGUCAUUUGCAUGGAGCCCAUCGUCAUAGGGCCCGAAAGCUCAGUUGCGCAGUCCGGUGACAAGGCUUCUCUUCUGGCCAGUGUCACCGUUAGGAAAAAUUAUGCACUAGCGCCAUGCCAUCAUCUCUUCCACACAAACUGUCUUGAGCACUGGCUUGCAAUCAAGAAUAUUUGUCCCCAAUGUCGUCGACCUCUUCCACCGCUUUGAUGAUACCCCCGACUCAAGGACUGAUUCGGUACAAUUCAGCUGUAAUGGAAUGUACACAUACAUGUACAAGAGCACGAGGCUGUGUUUAGCAUACUUAUCAUACUCAUUGCAUCGGAAGGGGCUCUCUAACAGACAACAUUUCAGAUACCAGUGUAACUUUGUUCAAUCCCAUUCCAUAUCAUUAUCGU